CCAUACCAGCAUCCUGAUCACCGCCAUACACCACACCACAUCCUGAUCACCGCCAUACACCACACCAGUGUUCUGAUCAAUACCAUACCCCAUACCAGCAUCCUGAUCACCGCCAUACACCACACCAGUGUUCUGAUCAAUACCAUACCCCAUACCAGCAUCCUGAUCACCGCCAUACCACAUACCAGCGUUCUGAUCACCACCAUACACCAUACCAGCGUUCUCAUCACCACCAUACACCAUACCAGCGUUCUCAUCACCACCAUACACCACACCAGUGUUCUGAUCAAUACCAUACCCCAU
This is a messenger RNA of Staurois parvus, 303 nucleotides long. NCBI's taxonomy places the organism in Eukaryota, Metazoa, Chordata, Amphibia, Anura, Ranidae. The record is from the annotation of a GenBank genome assembly.